CUUUUCGGACCCACUUGGUUGGCCACACACCCCCCGAAAAUAAAUCAUUCGAAAGGCCCAUGAUUUAUUGUCAACGAACAGCAUGAAAAAAAAAAUUAUAUAAAUAAUAGCUCCACAUCUUUACCCCACGUCACAUUUUCCAUUUUGUUUCAACUCACCAUCCUUCUUUCCUCACCCAUCAUUCAAAUCAAUCACCCCCACUGCUGAACAUGAUGUAUACUGUGGCGCCCACAUCAACUCUUCCUAUCAAGGAUAAGCCAGCAUCCUUAUCUAACCUCAUGCCAGAGCCUGUGCCCAUUCCAAACGCCAGGUAUGGUCCCACCGGCUUCCCUUCGACCACCGUUCCACCUGAUUCUCCUCCGUUGACCGCACCCGCGAGCACGGACAAUGACUAUACACUUUUGGACCACCUGAAAAAUGACACUAUGGUAGAAACCAUUGCUACCAUUCAAAGUACAUUCUUGUGGGAUGGUAUUUGCCGUGGCCGGUUCUUGUCUUUCCCUCAUCUCGCCCUCCAUGGUGAUGCCCAGACCUCCCAUAUCAUGCGGGUACUUGAGCGGUGGCUAUGCGACAAGUUAAUGCAGCCACAGUUGGGUGACCGACUUCCCAUCCUUGAAGAAAGUAUUCCUGAUUCGUGCCGUUCUAUUAUGGCUACGAUGCAUCAAGAGAAACACCUCUUACGACCAUUCCAUACUUGCUUGAUCCAAAUUCGCUCCGAAAAAAAAAUCUUGGCUAUGUCCCUUUUGCAUAACAAUCUCUUCGCAUAUCUUCAUCAAAUUUUGUAUACUGUAUCAUGUCAUGCACUCUAGCCUUCUUGAUAUUUUUUUUUUUCGCCACCUCAUUUUGCCUUUAGCUUUACAAAACCUAGUAAUAUCUCUCAAAGCCCAUUUUCAAUUCCAAGGAAAAAAAAAAACCACGCUAUUGAAAUAAAAGCAAAAAGUAUUUCCCCAUUGAACUAGGACGAAAUGGUGAAUCGCACGGUGUGCUUCUCACCGUGCGCCGAGUUCAUGACCGGUUUUUACGCACGGAUGGAACAAGGAGGUGACAGG
This is a messenger RNA of Umbelopsis ramanniana AG, 1049 nucleotides long. RefSeq lists its product as uncharacterized. Bases 210 to 809 code for a protein of 199 amino acids. The record is from RefSeq and is a predicted model, not a curated record. The transcript is spliced from 5 exons. NCBI's taxonomy places the organism in Eukaryota, Fungi, Mucoromycota, Umbelopsidomycetes, Umbelopsidales, Umbelopsidaceae.